UUGUGCUGAUGCUCUUCUACAGGCUGCAGUCACAGUCGUUAUACCUAAUCAACAUGACUCACUGAGAUAUGCUUAACAUAUUUCUGCACAGCGGGUCAUCAGGAGCAAACAAGCAAGAUUUCUGGUGAAUAUUUGGAAACUGAACUGAAUGUCAGAGCCCCACUAACAACCUGCAUAGAUGGCUUUUAUGUCCAGAUUCUCCCGAUCCCGGAGCAAUUCUAGGUCUCCAAGUAGAAGAGAAUCUGGAAAAGAGUCACCCAUACUGAGCAUUGCUGAACUUGAGCGGCUUCUAUACACAGGAAAGACAGCCUGUAAUCAUGCAGAUGAGGUUUGGCCCAGACUAUACAUUGGGGAUCAAGACAUUGCCUCAGACCGCCGGGAGCUUGUAAGACUUGGGAUCACACACAUACUGAACUGUGCACAGAGCAAAUGGCGGGGUGGUGCAGAGUACUACGAGGGAAUGAACAUCACCUACCAUGGCAUCGAGGCCCAUGACUCUCCAUCCUUUGAUAUGAGUGUAAACUUCUACCCUGCUGCAGAAUUCAUUCACAAAGCACUCACCAUGGGAGGAACAGUGCUCGUGCACUGUGCUGUGGGUGUGAGCCGCUCAGCUACUCUGGUGCUGGCAUAUCUCAUGAUUCGACAGAACAUGACUCUAGUAGAGGCCAUCAAGACUGUCAAGGACCACCGAGGUGUCAUCCCUAACCGGGGUUUUCUGCGCCAACUCAGUGGCCUAGACAGCAUACUUCGUGCCAGUCGAAAAACAACAUGAAAACACAGGUCAGAUUGGACUUCUGUUCAGAAACCGUUGCCGUUACCAGUGUAUACAUAUAGUUCCCAUCAUGUCCUUCUGUGAGCAGUAGAAAUGCCUUACUACAUUAAGAAUUGCCUUAUUCAGUACUAACAUAGUAAUGACCUCUUAUCCACAUGACCAGAUCAAUGAUCUUCU
Trichomycterus rosablanca is the source of this 949-nucleotide messenger RNA. Its product is annotated as dual specificity protein phosphatase 26. The record is from RefSeq and is a predicted model, not a curated record. The transcript is spliced from 4 exons. Bases 179 to 772 code for a protein of 197 amino acids. Lineage: Eukaryota; Metazoa; Chordata; Actinopteri; Siluriformes; Trichomycteridae. Gene Ontology annotation, molecular function: protein tyrosine/serine/threonine phosphatase activity; MAP kinase phosphatase activity. Gene Ontology annotation, cellular component: cytoplasm. Gene Ontology annotation, biological process: negative regulation of MAPK cascade; protein dephosphorylation.